AUGGAUCAUAGAGAAAUUGAACUAGAUGUGAAUGCAGUCAAGAGAGGAAGAGGCGCCAUGUCAGAUGAGGGUGUUCAAGGUAAUCCACGCAAGAGGGGCAAGGAUAAUGGCGAUCCAGGUCCAUCAACGCUGGCUCAUCGAUCUCAACAGCAACAACCAUCAGCAGUAGUGACUUCACAGCAACCAACCCACGAGGACAACAUAGCAUUGAGCAAGGCGAUUAAGCGAAUUAGGGAGAAGAAGCCAUUAAGCUCCAAUCGUGUGAUGCCACCUGACAUUAUGAAGCUUUUGAAUCAACCCUCGGAAUCCGGUGUCAGUAUCUUGCAGUACUUGGCCAAGGACAAGAAUGCAAGCCGUAGAUUGAGAGAGAGCUUAGUAGCUAUUCAUCGAGCCAAGCCAAGGAAUGGUGGAACUACAGUGGUCAUCAAUGAGUUGACGCAACAACAGGAGGAUGGUAGUGAUAAUGGAUCAUCUUAUUACAGUGACAGUAGUGAGGAUUUAUCUGAUAAUGAUGGAUCGAGAAUCGAGAAUAGCAGCUACGAUUAUUCAUCUGACGAGGAGGAUGACCUGGAUACGGUGAUUGAUUACCCGUUUGAUCUCACGAAGCUGAUGAGUAGCCAGCCUAUGCGCACUAUGGUAUCCAUUAGUAACACCUUGAUGAUUGCCACUGUUGAUACGGGAGCAGCUAUAUCUGUGAUGAGUAGGCGACUCGCUGACACAUUGGGUUUGCAGUUGGAAAAGGUGAACAAGCGAUUUGCUCUGACUGGGUUCAAUGAUGCUGUGAGUGAGACAUCGUUGGUAGCAAAGAAUGUCCCAUUGCGUAUUGGUGGCAAGCUUAGGAGGGAGCACUUUUGUGUUGACAACUCCAUUCGGGACAAGGACGUUUGCCUUCUGGGCAGGACAUGGUUUACUAAUCAUUGUAUUAAAAUUGAUUUAAAGGAAAAUUUGAUCAUAAUACCAACAGGUAAUGGUACUCGUUUUAUUGAAGUGGCAUGUAUGAAGGAUGGUGAUGAACUACUACAAGAGGGUCCUGACAAUGAUAACGUAUCUACGGUGCCGGUGUACACAGUAUCUCUCAGGAUGGAUCAAAAUCAAGGUGGCUUCUCUGGUGAUGGUGUUGACAUUACUGGUGGUGGUGAUCAAUGGAAUCAAGGCCUGAUGAACUCAUACCAUGAGGACAUCGUGUCUCUGCAGGAUAGUGAAGGGGAAUCCAGCAAGAAGAAUCACGCUACAUUGGAGGAGGUGCUUGUGGACGUUCCAGGUGUGGUGCAGGAUGUGGUGAGGAGCAACUUGAAUACUUUCUAUGAGUAUGCUGGGCUGGGACGAGUGAACAAUGUGUAUCACGAAAUUAUCACUACUUCGGAUGAGCCAAUCCAAUCCAAGCCGUAUCGUUUAACCGUUGAUGAGGAGGAAUGCUUGAAGGAAGAGUUGAAAACAUUGUUGGAGCUUGAUAUCAUUCGUCCAAGCUCGGGUAAGUAUACUUCGCCGGUGUUCUUUGUGCCCAAGAAGGAUGGAAAACUGCGUCUGGUGGUAAAUUUUCAGAAAUUGAAUGCUGUAACUGUCAAGGAUGGCUAUCCUCUACCCCACAUCGAUGAUAUCCUGGAUUCUAUAGGAGGAUAUCAAUGUUACACAGUCCUAGAUGCUGCUUUCGGAUUCUGGCAAAUACCUCUACAUGAAAAUUCAAUUGAACGCAGUGGAUUUGUUACGAAAAUGGGUGUUUUUUCCUUCAAUGUCAUGGCCAUGGGCUUGCAAGGAAGUCCAAGCACUUAUCAGCGCUGUAUGAAUAAUAUUCUGCAGGAGUAUUUGGGUGUAUUCGUCUAUGCCUUCGUCGAUGACUAUGUGGUGUAUAGUCGGAGCCCUUCUGAACAUGCGGUGCACUUGCAAAAGAUAUUUGAUGCGUGUAACAAGGCUAAUUUGAAGUUGAAGCUCGCCAAGUGUCAAUUCAGUCGUGAUAAAGUGGUGUAUCUGGGUCAUGAGGUAGGCAGCGAGGGGUUACAACCAACGGACAGCAAUAUCAAGAAGAUGAUGGAGAUGCGGGAACCAAGAGACAAGGACGAAGUGAGAUCAUUCUUGGGCAGUGUUGGAUAUUAUAGGCGAUUCAUUGACAAUUUUGCUGGUAAGGCAGAGCCAAUCACCAAGUUAUUGAAGAAGGCAAGCAAGUUUGAAUGGGGCAAGGCGCAACGGAAGGCAUUCAACUACCUGCAAAGCUCGUUAAUAUCUCCACCGAUUUUGUCGUAUCCAAUCCGUACUCAUGUCAAGAUCAUUACCUGUGAUGCUUCGUUGGUGGGGCUCUCCUGCAUUUUGAGUCAGUCUCCAGAUGGUGGUCAAGAGGAUGAAACGGUGAUAGCAUAUGGAUCCAAGACUUUGAACAGCACACAGAAGAACUAUGCAAUCAAUCAUUUGGAGGCUACAGCAGUGGUGUGGGCGGUAAACCGGUUCAGACAUUAUCUAUCAAGCCGUGAGGAUUUUGUGAUCAGGACGGAUCAUGCAGCCUUGGUGUAUAUCUUCAACAGUGACAAGCCUUCUCCCAAGUUGCAAAGGUGGAAAGCAUGCUUGAUGGGUUAUCGGUACAGAGUUGAAUACAGGCCAGGUAGAGAGAAUCCAGCAGAUACUUUGAGUCGUUUGAUUUAA
Messenger RNA from Mucor velutinosus, 2631 nucleotides. RefSeq names its product kinesin-like protein. The record is from RefSeq and is a predicted model, not a curated record. The transcript has a single exon. Lineage: Eukaryota; Fungi; Mucoromycota; Mucoromycetes; Mucorales; Mucoraceae. The coding region runs from base 1 to 2631 and encodes 876 amino acids.